Penicillium daleae is the source of this 258-nucleotide messenger RNA. RefSeq lists its product as uncharacterized. The coding region runs from base 1 to 258 and encodes 85 amino acids. NCBI's taxonomy places the organism in Eukaryota, Fungi, Ascomycota, Eurotiomycetes, Eurotiales, Aspergillaceae. The record is from RefSeq and is a predicted model, not a curated record. The transcript has 3 exons.
AUGUUCGGCAACGGUCUCUUCAACUGGUUCUCCUCCUCCAAGCAGGAGCCCACCAACGGCGCUACAUGGGACGCGACCACCGCCUCCGUCCACAACCAGCAGCCCACCAGCCCCGAGGCGCCCUCCCCCGAGCGUGUCGUCACUGAGCAGCCCAACUCUCAGGAGAACAUGAAGCUGCGCGGUGGUGGUGCCGGCGACGUCUGCUGCGGCGUCUGCGCCGGUCUGCUCUGCUUCGAAUGCUGCGAGGACUGCUGCUAA